CUCCAUAGGGGAGUAAGCAAACAAAACAAGUAUUUAUCCUAAAUAUAUCUGUAGACGUCUGUGCCGUGCUAUAGCCAUGACAGCAUGUGACCUGGUGGCGGUAGUCAAGCCAUUUGAUCUUCAGCAGAAGGUUGCGCUUGAAAUCUUCGAGGAAUUUUACCAGCAGGGUGACGAGGAGAAAGCGGCAGGUCGGAACCCUAUUCCUAUGAUGGACAGAGACAGAGCUCAUGAACUUCCAGCUAAUCAGGUGUCAUUUAUCGUCGGUAUCUGCCUGCCGUGUUACGACCUAUUGGCUCAGCUCGUUCCUUCUGCCAAGCCUAUGUAUGACGGAGCGGCGAAGAACCUUCAGAACUGGUCUGCUCUCGUCGCCAAGCAGAAAUCUGAAGAAGAGGAAAAGAAAGAGCUGGAGGGCAAGAGCGAUGGCGAUAACAAGAAGGAAGAGAAGAAAGCAGACAAAGCACCUCCCGCUAAACCUCCACCAUCACGCACAACCAGCAAGAUGCCUAAAGAAGUUCUAGAUAGUGAUGAUGGCCUUGAAUAGAUCACUUCUUCUAGAUUCAUUGGAUGGAACACCUCUGUCCAAACUGAGUGAAAGGGUCAGAGACAUAGCCUGCCGCUAAACCUCCACCAUCUCCUACAACCAGCAACAUACCUAAAGAAGUUCUAGAUGGUGAUGAUGGCCUCAAAUAGAUCACUUCUUCUAGAUUUGUUGGAUUGAACACCUCUGUCCAAACUGAGUGAAAGGGUCAGAGACAUAGCCUGCCAAUACUUCCACCAUCUCAUACAACCAGCAACAUACCUAGUUAAGUUCUAGAUGGUGAAGAUGGCCUCAAAUAGACCACUACUUCUAGAUUCAUCAGAUGAAACACCUCUGUCCAAACUGAGUGAAAGGGUCAGAGACAUAGCCUGCCCCUAAACCUCCACCAUCUCCUACAACCAGUAACAUACCUAGUUAAGUUCUAGAUGGUGAAGAUGGCCUCAAAUAGACCACUUCUUCUAGAUUCAUCAGAUGAAACACCUCUGUCCAAACUGAGUGAAAGGGUCAGAGACAUUACCUGCCGCUAAACCUCCACCAUCUCAUACAACCAGCAACAUACCUAAUUAAGUUCUAGAUGGUGAUGAUGGCCUAGUAUAGACACACUUCUUCUAGAUUCAUUGGAUUUAACACCUCAUUUCAAAUCUGGUGUAAGGGUCUGGGAAAGUCAAAAUUGUGGACCUUCCAAAGGGCUUCUAUGGCUGUCAAACUUCUAAAGGUAUCCCCUUGGUCUUAGGUACCUUUUCAAAAUUCAGAGCCAGAUGUCUUUUGUGUGGGAUUCCGGCAAACUGCCUUUCAGUUCCGAUUCUCACCCAUCAUCAUCGAAGAAACGAUGGGAAAGCAGGAGACCCGCUAUUAAAAGAUGCAGAGUGCCUCUAUAAAGGUGUUCCUGAUAAAAGACAUUGGAAUGGAAAAAGGGUAGAAUGGGGUCUGGUACGAAAGACCUCUAACUUUCAUUGGUUUUGAUCAUCCUGUUAAUGACUAUAUCAUCUUCCAAUUUCGGCAAACUAGAGGUUGUUCAACAAGGAUCCUUUUCAUGAAGACUUGUUAUGAUAAAUUUAGGAUCACCCAAUCAGAGUGAAGGACUUCAGUAGCUUUUAACUGUUAUUGCAAUUUGUUAUUAUAACAAGUUUUAUGAAACGAGACCCAGGUACACAUGGCAAUAGAUCCCAGAAGACCGUCGCAGAAGGAGUCGCAAUCAAACACAACUCCAGAAACUUGUUUUUCAACCAAUCAAAAGCUUGUAUCAUGACCAAGGGGGGUGUUUCACAAAGAGUUAAGUACGACCUAAAGUGGAACUUUAAUUUCCAGUUGCGUGCCGAAUAAAAGACAUCACCGUAUUGGUCAAGUCAUGCUGAGAGGACUCGAUCGCUCUACUGUGUAAUAAUCAAUAAGAUUGUGCGUAACAUAUGCACACGUCAGCACUGAGCAUCACAUUAUGCUUAACUUUGUAAAACACCCCCCUGCACUUGAUUGAGUUAGUUGAGUUCACACUCGACUCUUUCUGCAAAGUUCUAAAAACAACCAUACCAUUAGAAAUCAGUUAUUAAAGCGAGAUGGGUAUCAGUUUUCAUCGGAACUGGAUAAUAACCUGCUGACCCCAGUCUUUGUAAAAAGCAUUGCAAAUACCUGUAACAGAGACAUCUUUAGGGGAAAGCAAAUGCUGUGUACCAUCAAGAAAUUCUUCGGCAAAACCUGCUUGGCUUCGGGCAACUGUCAGGGCAGGGAAAAUUCAGAUAAUGACCUUACCUUGAGGUAAUUUCCAUUGGCAUUACAUAACCUCUGCUGGUCACAAAUCUUGUUCUACUCUGGGUACUUUAUAUCCAAAUGGUGUCACACGCCCCAUGACAACAUUCAACAUGGAACUUCUAUUCAAAGAUAAUCAUGUCUUUGCUAUGAUGUUGAUAUCACCAGUUGUAUAUAUGUAUUUAUUUGGGCAUAAAGUAUAAAAUGUACUUUUCCUUUUCAGUUUUUUUUUAAUAGAUGAAUGAUAUCAACUGGUAUAGCUUUUCAUUCCAUUGUAGAAUUUAAAAAGCAUGUCAAUUUUGCUUCAAAAUGGCAAUGUGUACAGUAUGCUUUUACUUGAUGAUGGCAGAGUACAUAUAUGUAAUUGCUUAAGUAGAUCAAGAAUUGUUCAAAUAAAUUAUUGUUGAUUUCCAGCAUUUAAAGGGGGGAAUUCAGGGAAUCCUCUUUGCUUUCAUGUUGAUUCUACUAAGAGGAGAGAACAUAGAGAAAUAUUUCAUUAUAAACUCAAUACAACCUUUCAAUACACUAAAAGUUUAAAAACAUUCUUUAAUUCAUAAUUUGUUUGUGAAGUCCUUUCCAAGCUGCCUAUUAAAGCCUCAUGUACUAGUUCUGUAGAUUGUGAUUUCAUCAGACAUUCAAAAUGGUCUGUAUGAUUUACGGGUUUAUAUCCAUGCAACAAAUCUUAAAUUUAUGUAUUUUAUACAUGCUUCUACAAAAAACACUCAUUCAUUAUUAACCAUACAAAAAAACUAUUUAUGGACCAUGACAAAGCUCAAAAGGGAUACCAUAAUACAGAGGCGGCGGAACCUCAGGUUCAGACAAUGAAAGUGGAGGGGCACCUUUUGUCUACCAAACAAUAGGUGCCCCUCCACUCUCAAUGUAUGAGCCUGACAUUCCGCCGCCUCUGCCAUAAUACUAGUAUUAUAACCUUUUCAAAUAUUCUUUGUUAUAUUUUGUUUUGUGUUGAUGAUCCUCAAAUUUUCAGGUGCAUUCAUUUGUCAAAACACAAUUUGUGUAUAGAAUUGUAUUUAUAUCAUGAUAGCAAUAUGAAUGAUAGAAAUCCAUAGUAUGGUACCAGUGCAUAUGAUUAUUCAUAUGUAAUAUAAAGUACUUUCCUGUCCUAUAGCUUAUUGGACUUUCUGAAAUGACAACAACAGAGCAGUUAAUCGCAUAUCAUCAGACAUGCUUUUCAAUCUUCUCUUUAAUAAUAUAAGACUGCAACAUGAGCAUUAUAAGAUUGACAUGAGAGAAGUUUUCCUAAAAAAAAACAUGUCUGGAUUUAUGUUGACUACCCCCUCC
Lytechinus pictus (painted urchin) is the source of this 3580-nucleotide messenger RNA. Its product is annotated as probable 3',5'-cyclic phosphodiesterase pde-5. The coding region runs from base 77 to 541 and encodes 154 amino acids. The transcript has 4 exons. Gene Ontology annotation, biological process: negative regulation of receptor guanylyl cyclase signaling pathway; signal transduction. The record is from RefSeq and is a predicted model, not a curated record. Lineage: Eukaryota; Metazoa; Echinodermata; Echinoidea; Temnopleuroida; Toxopneustidae. Gene Ontology annotation, molecular function: 3',5'-cGMP-stimulated cyclic-nucleotide phosphodiesterase activity.